Molecule: messenger RNA, 2140 nt
Organism: Ricinus communis (castor bean)
Lineage: Eukaryota; Viridiplantae; Streptophyta; Magnoliopsida; Malpighiales; Euphorbiaceae
Product: UDP-glucuronate:xylan alpha-glucuronosyltransferase 2
Exons: 3
Coding region: 205-1974 (589 amino acids)
Biological process (GO): xylan biosynthetic process
Molecular function (GO): glycosyltransferase activity
Source: RefSeq, a predicted model, not a curated record
AAUGGUCUCACAUGAUCAUUUGAGUUUUACUCUAAACUUUGCUCUCUUAAUCCUCCAACCACUAUACUCUAAAUCCCUUCAAAGAUUAUGCUAAUCAUCAUGAUUAAUUACUAUAAAUAAAUUGAAAACCGAAGGAAGUAGUUGAUAUAUAUUUGCAAAGCAAAGUCCCCUUUUGAGGUAUUGCAUUUUUUGCUACGCUUAAAGAUGGCUCAUGGAUUCUCCCUUCAAAAGAUAGUGAAGACCACACCUUCAAAGGCAUUAGUUAUUAGAAUCAACUUGGUUUUCCUAGCUUUCUUUCUUGUUAUCUAUGCCUCUCUUCUUCUCCGGCCAUCAUCUUCGGUAUAUUUUGAUAAUGCAGCUUCUCUCGUUAGGUGCUCACUUCGCGAGUGCCAUCACAAGAUGGAAAAUGGUGUUAAGAUGAAAGCAGUACUGGAAGAGUCUCAACCCGAUACAAGAAAGCCAAGAGGAAACAUGACCAAGAUUGAGAUGCUAAGCUUCAUGAAAGAAAUAGGCAAAGGAAUGAAGAUUGCCAUGGUGAAUAUGGAAGAGAAUGAUGUCAGUGAUUGGAAAAUACAUGGAGAGACAAUACCAAUACAUUUUGAAAGGGUAUCUGAGUAUUUCAAAUGGGAAGAUUUAUUUCCUGAAUGGAUUGAUGAGGAGGAAGAAUUUGAAGGUACAUCCUGUCCAGAAAUACCAAUGCCAGAUUUUAAAGCUUAUGAUGAUAUGGACGUAAUAGUAGCCAAAUUGCCUUGCAAGUAUCCUCAAGAACUAUGGAAUAGAGAGGUGCUUAGGCUUCAAGUUCAUCUUGUAGCAGCAAAUUUGGCAAUGAAGAAAGGUAGGAGGGAUUGGAGUUGGAAGACUAAAGUAGUGUUUUGGAGCAAAUGCAGGCCAAUGCUUGAGCUGUUUAGAUGUGAUGACUUGGUAAAACAGGAAGGUGAUUGGUGGUUCUACGAGCCGGAGAUGUCAAUCCUUGGACAAAAGCUUUCACUGCCUGUUGGUUCUUGCAAGCUUUCUCUGCCCUUGUGGGCACAAGGUAUUAACAAUAUUUUUGAUCUCUCAAAGAUUGAAAGCACCACAAAGACAAGCAAAAGAGAAGCCUAUGCCACAGUCUUGCAUUCAUCAGAAUCCUAUGUUUGUGGAGCCAUAGCACUUGCUCAAAGUCUUCGCCAAUCAGGCACUAAACGUGAUCUUAUCAUUCUCUUAGACAAAUCUAUCUCUGAAUCCAAACGGGAAGCUCUCGCUGCAGCCGGAUGGAAGAUCCGACUGAUUAAGAGAAUUCGGAACCCUCGAGCCGAAAAAGACUCAUACAACGAGUACAACUAUAGCAAGUUCAGGCUGUGGCAGCUUACUGAUUAUGACAAAAUUAUAUUUAUUGAUUCAGACAUAAUAGUUUUACGUAAUCUUGACAUCCUCUUUCACUUUCCUCAAAUGUCCGCCACGGGAAAUGAUAUAUGGAUCUUUAAUUCAGGUAUUAUGGUAAUAGAGCCAUCAAAUUGCACGUUCAAAUUCUUAAUGGAUCGACGAAAGGAUAUUAUCUCCUAUAAUGGAGGCGAUCAAGGUUUCCUUAAUGAAGUAUUUGUGUGGUGGCAUAGGUUACCAAGAAGGGUGAAUUUUUUAAAGAAUUUUUGGGCUAAUACUACACUUGAGGCAGGUGUCAAAAACGAGCUAUUUGGAGCCGACCCACCAAAAGUAUAUUCAAUACAUUAUUUGGGACUAAAGCCUUGGAACUGUUAUAGAGACUAUGAUUGUAAUUGGAAUAUUGGGGAUCAAAGGGUUUAUGCAAGUGAUGUUGCACAUAAAAGAUGGUGGAAAUUUCAUGAUGGGAUGGAUGAGAAAUUGCAGAAAUUUUGUGGGUUAACAAAGCAGAGAAAGAUAGAAUUGGAUUGGGAAAGAAGGGUGGCUAGACAGACAGGUUUUCUUGAUGAGCAUUGGAAGAUUAAUAUUACAGAUCCUAGACGUAAACAUUUGAUUUAGAGAUAAGUUGUAUCAGAGUUUUGAUUUGGUUUCCUUUUCCCUUUUGUUUUUCCUCCUUUUUCUUUCUAUUUUCUUUUCUUUCUAUCUAAUUUUGUAUUUUGUAGAAAAUUAUAUGGAAUGUUUCUCCAUAUAAGUUAUAUGUGAAUAGUUAAAUAUUCUAGACAAA